AUGGAGUCCUCGAUCGACUUUUACUUAUCCGAAAUCGAGCAGCGCGUUGCUGAAAAAAAGGCCGAACUCGAAUCGACCCUUCACAAAUCUGCGACGGUUCGUCAGAAUGCCGACACAAUUUCGGGAUUCGUUGGCAAUUCAUUGCACCAUUCCACCAAAAUGGCCAAAUAUUCUCGCACCGACUUCGCACAAGUCGGAACCACAAAUCGCGGAUGUAUGCAAGUGGUCCCAGGUGAUAAGAAGAAGGACCAACUGGAUCGGAUAGCGGUUGGUGGCCAGAAUGGGUGCGUUAUUCUUCUAUCAAGGAAGCACAAUGACACACAAAUUCUUUUCAAAACGCCAGCAGGGCCAGAAAUCGAAUCAAUGUGCCUUGGAGGAGCCAUUGGCACCAUAAAAGACAAAAUAUUUGUGGCCUCUGACACCAGUGUGCGAGGAAUUAAUCGAAAAGGCAAAACGUUCUUCUCGUUCGACACAAAUAUGGCAGAAACUGCGAAAAGAAUGUACGUCCAUGGCGUUGAAUUGGUCUUGACUGGAAAACGCAGCUACAAUCAUUACCAUGAUUGCGCGGAUGCAAACUAUUAUUUGUGCUCGGAAGACAUUUUCGAUGUUGUGAGUUUGGUGAACGAAGGCGCUUGGGGCGACAGACCAUUCACAUCGAUUCUUGCUUGCUCGGAUUCAACAAUAAAGGUCAUCGAGGGCAGUUUGAAAGCAUACGACAUCAAUCUAACUGAUGUGCCUUUAACAUUGAACAUAUUCAUCAAUGAGAAAAGCGAAAACCAUGCGAGGGUCUUGUACGGAACCAAAAAUGGAAAACUCGGACUGGUGCACGUGCCGAGCGGCAAAGGCGAAAUUCUGUGGGAAAUCGAGACAACCACGAAAUCGGCGAUUACCGUAAUCAAAUGUUUUCACAUGACAAAUCAAGAGGUUUCGGAUAUUGUGAUCGGCAAAGAAGAUGGGACUGUCGAGUUGUAUACUGUGGAUGAGAAUGAGAAUCCAGUGCUAUUCAACACUUUUAAUUGUGAUGAAUCGAUAACCGGAUUGGGAUGCGGGAAUGUGACGAGCUGGAAUGAGCCCGAAAUCAUUGUGUGCACAUUCAGAGGAUGGUUGUUUUCGUUAUCGAGAUCGGGUCGAGUUGCGAGUGAGCCAAUUCCACAAGGAGCCAAUUUUUCUGUAAAAGUGCAACAGUUGAAAGCCGAAGUCGAAGAACUCGAAACGAAAGUCAAUGAAGAGCGUCAACGAUAUGAAGAAUUGACGAAGAAAUCCGGUGGAACGAAUGUUGCAUUCAUUCCCAAUUUUCAGAUUCACGAUAAAUUCGAGUUCAGCCCAGAUUUGGGCCUAUAUAAUCUGACAAUUGAAUUGGUGAUUCCAAUCGAUUUCGUGCUGAUCCAAAGCCAUUUGCCAAUCCGACUCGUCGAAGUCGAGAAAAAUGCUUCUGUUGUAUGUCAGAUUCGUAAAAACGAGCUGAAUCCAUGGCCACUCCUCGCUUCUUAUCGAUGUCAGGCCAAUGUUUGCCGAUUGGAAUUGCGAGUGCGCGUCAUCGAAGGCAAUUGCGGCCUUUUGAAUUUGUUCGUUUCACCCAAAAUCCAUCCAAAAGUCUCACAGGUCGCAUCAUACACAAUCAAAGCGCUUUCUGCUCAUGUUCGUGUCCACAAUUUUGAUCUCUCGAGACCAAUUUCGGUGUUAUCAUUCACAGGAAGUUUCUCGAUAUCUGAAGCUCAUGCCUGGCUGUACAAUCUUGUCCCGGAUGUUCCCUUGAAAUGCCCUCCAGCUGAAACAAUCACCAACAACUUCCAGUGUGCCAUUAAUGGCGGCACUCAGCUUCAAGUCACUUAUUCAAAAGGCUCGGCUGUAUUCCGUUCCGACAGCGUUUCGACGAUAUCUAUAAUCAGAGAUCAAAUAAGUGACGAAAUCCUAAACAAACAAAUGCGCGUCGACGUCUCAUGCGAUUUAAAUGAGGCCAGCGUCGAGCACUGUCUGAGACUCCUUCACCCAACCAUAACCAAAUAUGUGACGAUCGAAACACAGAAGAAGUACGCCGCCGCUUUGAAGGAGAUUGAGGUCAAUAAUUCCGAUGUCUAUUCAUUUUUGAGUCCUGAGAAUGCCGAAAUUCUACGCAAUCAUGAUAGCAUCUUCAAAGAGGCCGAAUCGUUGUGUCUAGAAUCGUCGGGAAUUCUUCAAAUCUACGAGAAUCUUCUUCAAGCGCAGGCAAAACUCUCCGGUCGAUCAGUCCGCUCAAAAUCCGAAGCACUGAUGACACUUCUAACCGAAAACUACAAUCUCGAUGCGGUCAUCGCAUUCUUCAAAAGCGCUGUUCAAGAUUAA
This is a messenger RNA of Caenorhabditis bovis, 2322 nucleotides long. The record is from the annotation of a GenBank genome assembly. Lineage: Eukaryota; Metazoa; Nematoda; Chromadorea; Rhabditida; Rhabditidae.